GCCCAGAGUUAAGGAAGCUCUUUUAGUCCAAGGACUACAUUUUCUUCUGGGCAGACUUCUGGGGGCCACAUGCCAUUGGUGAAUGGGGCCAGAGGCAAAGGUAAUUUGGCCUCUAGGGAUGCCGUUGGGGGAGAAAGCGGUCUCUGUGACAGUGGCAAGCUUGUGCUGACGGCAUUUUUACCUAAUUGUUAUCUCAUUAACAUUCAGUCAGUAUGGACACUUUGCCGAAUGUCCUUUCUCCAGUGUGUGGAAGUGGCGAUGUUCUUAGCUCCCAAGUAGAAGUGCAAAAAUUGUUAAAUGAUGAAAGGAUGCGGUGUGAACACCAUAAAACUAAUUACCAAACCCUAAAAGCAGAACAUACAAGGUUAUUGAAUGAAUAUACAAAAUCGCAAAAUGAGAUCAAACAGCUGUUACGUGAAAAACAAACUGUUCAUGAUAAAUUUCAGGCUCUACUUGCCGAAUUCCGAGAUGAAUUAUUGGAUAAAUCAAGAGAAGUAGAGGAGUUAAAGAAGCAGGUACUAACUCCACAGAAGCUGGAGAACCUUCAAACAGAUAUACGAGGUAGCGUAGAAGCACCUCUGAGAGAGAGCCUUCGUAAGCAAGAAAAAGAAACAGAAAAAUAUAGAACAGAAUAUAACCAACUUCGCUAUGAACAUACAGUCCUCAAAUCAGCGUUUGAGCAUAAGAAAGAAGAGGAUGCCCGUAUUUUAGAAGAGAACAAAUUAAAAUAUGAAUCUGAGAUAACAAGACUGGGAAAAGAUAAAGAAGAAUUGCAUAAUCAGCUGCUUAAUAUUGAUCCUUCAAGAGAUAAUAAGCGUGUGGAAGCACUAUUAAGAGAAAAGGCUCAGCUAGUCCAGAAAUUAAAGUGUUUUGAAGCAGAAGUAGCAGAACUAAGAGCCCAGAGAGAGAAUUCUGGUAUGCAAGCAGAAAAUGUUCAAAGGAUACAGGUUCGACAGUUAACUGAGAUGCAAGCUACAAUGAGAUCCCUAGAGGCUGAAAAACAAUCACUUAAGCUGCAGCUUGAACACAUUGAAAAAGAAUUGCAGAUGAGCAGUGAGCAAAAUGCGCUGUUAACAGGCAAGCUGCAUAAAGCUGAACGAGAAAUUGGUACCUUGACUACUAAAGUUGAAGAACUUAAGCAUUCACACAAGUUAGAAAUAACAAACAUCAAGCUGGAAGCGGCAAGAGCUAGGACUGAGAUAGAAAGAGAAAGAAACAAGAUUCAAAGUGAAGUAGAUGGGUUACACUCAGAUAAUGAAAUACUUAAGACAACACUUGAGCAGCACAAAGUGCUUCUCAUAGAAAAGGAUCGUGAAUUAGUACGCAAAGUACAAGCUGCAAGAGAAGAAGGCUUCCAAAAACUUGCAGUGUUACAGGAGGAAAAGUUAGAACUUGAGGCCAGAUUAGCUGAACUAGAGAAAAUCAAAGUGGAACAAGACACUCAGAGACAAUCGGAAAAGGAUCAAUACGAGGAGAAGUUAUCUGCUAUGCAGUUGACAGAAGAAUCCAGCAGAAGGGAAAUCCAGAAUCUUAGGCUAAAGGCUCAACAGCAAGUUAUAAAUUCUGAGGAGCUAGAAAAAGAGAAAAGUGAAAAUGCUAAUCUAAAGGAGCAAAUCCAUGAUUUACAGCUCCAAAUGGCUUCACUUUCACAGCUGGAGAAAAACUUGCUAGAUUCCAAUCAGAAACUCAAGGAGAUGCUGGAGAGAUUAAAACAUGAAUGCCAGAAUGCAAGAAAUCAAGCAGAAAGGGCUCAGUUAGAUUCAGAGAAGUCCUUGGAAGACAAACGCAUAGAAUGGCUAGAAGAAAAACAUAAAUUUAUUCAGCGCAUUACAGAGAUAGAACAGAAGUAUAACCAGAUAAAAGAAAAAUUGCACCGGGCAGCAGUUGCUCAGAAAAAGGCAUGUUGCUCACAACAUAUUUCUGAGGGAAGCUUUUCAUUCUGGAGAAAGACACUUAAUGACAAAAAACAAAAGAAAUUACUGGAGAAGAUAGAGCUCUUGGAAGCCAAGAGGGAAGAACUGGAAACAGAAAACCAAGUGUUAAAAAGGCAGAAUGUUCCUUUUGAAGAACAUAUUCGCCUUCAGAAAAGACUAAAGGAUUUGCAACGCAGACAUAAUGAAUUCCGCAGGUUAAUUCUGUUUCCCAAUAUCCCAGCACUAAAUCCUGUUGGCUUAUUGUGUUCAACUCCGAUUCCUGGACCAGAGGCAUCCUUCCCUCUCCUGCCGGAGGAACAGCAUCAAAAAGAACUUUCCCUGCUUCGCAAGCGCCUGGAGGAACUAGAAACCACACAGAGAAAACAGUUGCGAGAGCUUGGGGCCUCUACUGAACAAGCUCGGUCAGCAGUAAGCACCGACUCUAACUCUGAUAGAAACAAACUUCUUGAAGACUAUGGUCUACCAGCUGGGGAUGCCAAAUAAAAACUGGUCUCUAAAACAUUACAUUUUUCCUUUGCCAAAAACACAAUAGACGUGCCUUGAAGUAGAGAAUAUUCUGUAUAUUUUGUAUAUUUUUAAUUAAAUGUUUUUAAAAGCAACAACAGCACUGUAAUUCAAGUAAAACUAAAAUUUUAGAUUAUAAGAGAUCCAUCAUGUUGUAUAAAAAUUUUUCUAACAAAACUUCUCUGACGCCUCUUAUGUGGAGGCUAUGGAAAAAUCCUUGGGAAAAUUCCCCUUUCCCAUUUGAUUAUAAAGUUUUCCAUCUUUCAUCAGUACUGUGAGCUUGAGGCUGGCAUCAUGCAAUUAAAAAUACUGAAACAAUCCAAAACUAAAUGACAUGAUCAUUUGAACUCUGUCAACAUAGAUUAUGAAGGCAGGUAAAAUGUUGGCAUUACAAUAUCUCUGUCUUUAGAAAGUACUUUAUUAUCUGCACUUUAAUACGAUUAUAUGGGAUAUCAAAAGAAGUAAUUGAGCUUUUGAAAUAAUUGUGAAGUAUGAAUAUAUGCUUUUACCUUUAUAGAGAGAGACGUGUGUGGUGCAAUGCAAAUGUUAACAGUGAUCAUAUCUAUUUAUUAUAAUAUAUUUUUGUAAAAUCUCCUUCCUUGUGUGUUAUUUAAUUGCAGCAACAGUGUGAGAGAGCACUGAAUUUUCUUUAUGUAGGGAACUUUUAUUCCCAAGUAUAUUUGAUUACCAUGCUAAUAAUUAAAUUUUUUUUUAAAUGCA
Molecule: messenger RNA, 3158 nt
Organism: Rhineura floridana
Lineage: Eukaryota; Metazoa; Chordata; Lepidosauria; Squamata; Rhineuridae
Gene: CEP83
Product: centrosomal protein 83
Exons: 16
Coding region: 213-2417 (734 amino acids)
Cellular component (GO): centrosome
Source: RefSeq, a predicted model, not a curated record